This is a messenger RNA of Neltuma alba, 972 nucleotides long. RefSeq names its product lignin-forming anionic peroxidase-like. The record is from RefSeq and is a predicted model, not a curated record. Gene Ontology annotation, molecular function: peroxidase activity; heme binding. NCBI's taxonomy places the organism in Eukaryota, Viridiplantae, Streptophyta, Magnoliopsida, Fabales, Fabaceae. Gene Ontology annotation, biological process: response to oxidative stress; hydrogen peroxide catabolic process. The transcript has 4 exons. Bases 1 to 972 code for a protein of 323 amino acids.
AUGGCUGGCUAUUACUGUAUUAAGGGUCUCAUUCUGAUGAUGUUGGUGGUGUUAGGCACAACAUGUGAAGCUCAACUAUCUUCAAAUUUCUACGACAACACAUGCCCUAAUGCCCUUUCCACUAUCAGAUCAGUUAUCAGAAGAGCAGUGUCCAAGGAACGUCGCAUGGCUGCUUCUCUUAUUCGCCUUCAUUUCCAUGAUUGCUUUGUUCAGGGUUGUGACGCCUCAAUAUUGCUGGAUGAAAGCUCCAGUUUUGGGAGUGAAAAGACUGCUCUCCCUAAUCAAAAUUCUGUGAGAGGCUAUAACGUUAUUGAUGAAGCCAAGGCUGAGGUUGAAAAAGUAUGCCCUGGAGUUGUUUCUUGUGCUGAUAUCCUCGCAGUAGCAGCAAGAGAUGCAUCAUUUUCUGUGGGCGGUCCAUCGUGGACUGUGAAGCUUGGACGAAGAGAUUCUACCACAGCCAACAAAGAUUUGGCCAAUUCUGAUCUUCCAAAAUUCACAGAUAGCCUUGAAACCCUUAUCUCUCGUUUUGAUAAGAAAGGGCUCAGCACAAGAGACAUGGUGGCUCUAUCAGGCUCUCAUACAAUAGGGCAUGCCCAAUGCUUCACAUUUCGUGACAGGAUUUACAGCAAAAAUAGCAGUAACAUCGAUGCUGGGUUUGCUUCUACUCGUCAGAGAACUUGUCCACUGGCAAGUAGCCCUAACAAUGAUAAGAAGUUGGCUCCUCUUGACUUGGUCACACCGAACUCAUUUGAUAACAAUUACUUUAAAAACCUAAUUCGAAACAAGGGUCUUCUUCCAUCUGAUCAAGUUCUUUUCAAUGGAGGAUCAACAGAUGGUAUUGUGUCUGAGUACAGUACAAAUCCAACUCUCUUCAAAUCUGAUUUUGCUUCUGCCAUGAUCAAGAUGGGAGAUAUUCAACCUUUAAUUGGCUCCUCUGGGAUUGUGAGAAGGAUUUGCAGUGCUAUCAAUUAA